Eurytemora carolleeae is the source of this 1138-nucleotide messenger RNA. RefSeq names its product transcription and mRNA export factor ENY2-1. Gene Ontology annotation, cellular component: DUBm complex; SAGA complex; nuclear pore. Gene Ontology annotation, biological process: regulation of transcription by RNA polymerase II; poly(A)+ mRNA export from nucleus; positive regulation of DNA-templated transcription. Gene Ontology annotation, molecular function: chromatin binding; transcription coactivator activity. The transcript is spliced from 5 exons. Bases 36 to 350 code for a protein of 104 amino acids. The record is from RefSeq and is a predicted model, not a curated record. Lineage: Eukaryota; Metazoa; Arthropoda; Copepoda; Calanoida; Temoridae.
AAAAUGAGUCAACUGUUUUGUUAAAAAGAUAUAAAAUGGGGCGGCACAGGCGGAACCGUGAGAAGGAUAUUGACGAGGCGGAACAAAAUAUUAAUCAGAUUCUGUCAGAGUCGGGGAAAAAAGAAGAACUGAGAGAAAAACUUGUGAAGAAAUUGGAAGAGAUUGGAUGGAAAGAUCAGGUUAAACUGGUCUGUAGGGAUGUAGUAAAGGAGAAGGGACUCGAUAAGAUAUCUGUAGAAGAUUUAGUUCAGGAGAUGGGACCUAAGGGAAGUCAGCUAGUUCCGGACAGUGUACGGAUGGAACUUCUCAAGGAGGUUCGGGACUACCUGGAGCAACGGGCUGAUGAUUAGGUUCCUGGAGCAAUGGGCUGAGGAUUAAUCUUGAUCAUUGUUCCACAUUUUCCAUUCCCAACCCUUUCUCCAACAUGCUACUUAUACCCGAUGUUAAACUUAAUCUCUACUUCCUCCUUCCAUACAUUUAUCUUACUCCCAACAGUUCUCCACAUACCUCAUUUUUCCACUUCAACCUAAUAGCUUAAUUAUUUUACCCCCAACUAAUCUCUCUUUUUUACUCCCACCUAAUCUCUCUUUUUUUACUCCCACCUAAUCACUAACUUAUAUUACUCCCACCUAAAGGCUCCUUUUAUUACUCCAACCUAAAGGCUCACUUAUUUUACUCCCACAUAAAGUUUCACUUAUAAUAUUCCCACCUAAAGGCUCACUUACAUUACUCCCACCUGAAGGCUCACUUAUAUUACUCCCACCUAACAGCUAACUUACUGUACCCCCACCUAAAGGCUCACUUAUAUUACUCCCCCCUAAAGGCUCACUUAAAUUACCCCCACAUAAAGGAUCACUUAUAUUACUCCCACCUAAAGGCUCACUUACAUAAUAUUACUCCCACCUAAAGGCUCACUUAUAUUACCCCCACAUAAAGGAUCACUUAUAUUACUCCCCCCUAAAGGCUCACUUAUAUAAUAUUACUCCCACCUAACAGCUCACUUACCUAAAUGCUUUUUUAGUCCUAUUCAUUAUUUUCAUAUUGUUUUCCCAAUACAAUAUUGAAUUCAUUAAACAAACAUUAUUGAAAACUUUAUUUGAAUAUUUCGGUCUUUGAUAAUAAAUUGAACAAAAUAUUA